UGGCUAGAAGGAGGCGCGCGAUUGAACAGCCGCUGGGGUUCGAACCAGCAAGACAAGCGGGCAUUGGCCACAGCAGCGCGAGGCGGGUACGGGGUAUUGUCCGGCUCCGGCGGCGGCGGUCGGUGCUGCGAGAGCGGCGGCGGCGGCGCUGGUCGGCAGCGGGAGGGCGCGCGGCCGAGCGGAGGCAGAGUCGGCGCCGAGAACAUGGCUGGAGGCAAAGCUGGAAAGGACAGUGGGAAGGCCAAGGCUAAGGCAGUAUCUCGCUCACAGAGAGCUGGGCUACAGUUUCCUGUGGGGCGCAUCCACAGACACUUGAAGACUCGCACCACAAGCCAUGGAAGGGUGGGUGCCACUGCUGCCGUGUACAGUGCUGCGAUUCUGGAGUACCUCACUGCAGAGGUGCUGGAGCUGGCAGGUAAUGCUUCUAAGGAUCUCAAAGUAAAGCGUAUCACUCCGCGUCACUUGCAGCUUGCAAUCCGUGGUGAUGAAGAGUUGGAUUCCCUUAUCAAGGCUACCAUAGCUGGGGGUGAGAAGAGAAGGUGUUCUUAGAUCAGAAGAUGUCAUUGUAUUAGGUGACUGCAAGGUUUUGCUGAUCUAGUGAAACAAGACUCUACUGGGAUGUGUGCUGAGCUGAACCAAGGAACCACCCGAAUGUGCUGAACAAGGACAUUUGCUUCUCAGAUACGUGAAUUCAAUUUUAAGCAAGAUUCUUGAUCUGCUUCAGAGCAGCUUUGAUUUAAAGUAAUUUCAGAGCACUUUUCCUUGCAUAUGAGUAAUUUUCUGAAUGUAUAAAAUAUUCUAUUUAUAUUUGACCUUUUGGAUAAACUGUGUUGCUGCAGUGUUGGUCCACACUAUCAUCCUGAUUGAAGACUUAGUAAGUCUUGGGAUCUCCAGGCACUGGAAAGAGUGAGAACCUGGGACCGAAAGGGUUAUAGUUAGUGUCCAUUUUUCGGGUUUUGUUUCAUAGGGAGUCCUGAGUGGGGUAACCUGAAAUGUGUACAGUUGAAGACCAUCCUAUUCCUAUCCCCAGUAAAAAUAGGCCUUUCCACAAUCUUCUACCAGUUAACUUAGCUUUUUUUUUUUUCCUUUAAUAGAGUCUCAUUCUUGUCACCCAGACUGGAGUGCAAUGGCACGAUCUUGGCUCGCUGCAACCCUGCCCCCAGGUUCCAGCGAUUCUCCUGCCUCAGCCUCCCAAGUAUCUGGGAUUACAGGCGGAUGCCACCAUGCCCAGCUAAUUUUUGUAUUUUUAGUAGAGAUGGGGUUUCACCAUGUUGGCCAGGCUGGUCUCAAACUCCUGACCUCAGGUGAUCCGCCCAUCUAAGCCUUCCUUACUGGCAUGAGCCACCAGGCCCAGCCAACUAGCAUUUCUUAAGGUGAAAAUACAUGGUGUUAAUUUAUAUUUUGAGUGAGACCCAGUCCAGCUGCUAUAACUGCUUGGACACUUGGCAGAGGACAGAGUACUGCAAAACUUUAGAAGGGAGAGGGCAUUUUGCCUUGGGUGCUGUAGAUGUACAAGAGAGGUUCCAGGAGGGGGUGAUGGGCAGAAUUUUGGUCCCCAUCACCUUCCCUGCCCAGUGUUAUGCCUAUGAAUGUGUUACAUUAUGUGGUAAAAGGGACUUUGCAGAUGUAACUAAAAUUUCUAAAAUAGAGAUAUUAUCCUCAAUUACCUGGGGGAACUCAGUGUAAUUACAUGAACCCUUAAAAAUGGAAGAGGAUGCAGGAGUCAGAUUCAGAAGAAGGCCCAAGGUGCUAUUGCUGACUUGAAGAUAGAGGGGCCAUGUGGAAAUCAAGAGAAGGAGGUGAAUCCUGCCACUGAGGCUGGAAGAGCACCUUGAGGCACAGAUGAGAAACUUGGCCUUACCUGAUGCCGUGAUUUUAGCCUGGUGAGACCCUGAGUGUAUAAAUUUGCUGCACUAUGCCACACUUCUCACCUACAGAAACUUGGUUUAAAGCCACUAAGUUUGUGGCAAUUUGUUAUAGCAGCCACUUGGUUAAAGCCACUAAGUUUGUGGUAAUUUGUUACAGUAGAAAACAAAUAGAGGAAUACACACAGAAUUUGUGGGCUUUAGGCCCCUGAGGGUAGAGAUUUAUGACUUGUUAAGUAGAGAGCAGUGGAGAGUUGGGCUUUGUAAUUCUUUCAGGCGUGAUUAUAGUUCUGGAGUCCUGUCCACCUGGGUUCAGAUCUUUGUUGGCCAGUCCCUGGCUGUGCGACUUCACUGCUUUAAGCCUCUUUCUUCAUCCCUAAAGUGGAGAUGAUAGUACCUACCUCACUCUGAUCUCUGAAUAAGAACACAUGUAAUACACUUAGCACAGUUCCUGGUGCUCAAAGAGCUCCAACACCUGAAAGCACCAUGGCCCCGUUUGUUUUUCAGUCAAGAUUUCUAAAAGCUGUUAUUACCAGAGGUUCAGUGAGAACAUGGGCAGGGUAAACUCAAAAUGGAGAACAUAAAAACUGGGACUCCCAGGCCAGUCGCUUAGAAGACUGCUGCAGGAAGUGCCAAGGUCGUUAAGAAUCAGUAAUAAUAAGUAAUGUGUGAAUCCAUUAGAAUGUUGAGAAGUAGACCUUUGACAUUUCAGAAAAGUGUAUGUCUCAGACACAGCCAUAUGUAUCGUUAUCCCCAAGUUGGAAGAGCAUCACAGGGCAUAGUUUCACGAAAGCUUCAAAAAAUAUACUAAUUGCUGGUAAUAUGUGAACAGAAAAAAAUAGCCAUGUUAAAAUAGGAGUGCCUGACAAUUAGCUCUGUUCAUCUUGUCUCCUAGCUGUAAGCACCCUAGAUUCAAAUUAUGCACCUAGAAAACUAAAUUACUAUGUAUGUUAUAGGCCUUUGAAAUGGAUACAUGAAAAUCAGUGAAAUCAGAAUGAACGUUUCGCCUGCCAAAGAUAUGUAUUUUUAUAAGUGUUACAAGGGCCCCAUGAGCUCCAUGGCCACAUCUGUACAAAAUAGGCCCUCCUUUCAGGAACUGGUCUCGAGAGAGCAAAGGGGUCAGCUCCCUAAAUGGCAGCUGAGACAGUCCUCCCUGAUGGCAUGGCCCUGUUUCCUGUUUCCUGGCAUGUGAUAGUUGGAGAGUCAAAUUUUUACCAGAAUGUGUGAAUAUCAUCUCUGGUUAAUGAUUACACAAAAGCUUAAAUUUUUAAAAAAUUAUUUCUAAUUCUAUAAAUAAACUGCAGUUCUACAGCCACUGUACAGCUAACAUCUCAACACUGGAAAUGAGGCUGGUUUCUUCCAGUUUGGCUCAGAUGGGGAAGCCCAGUUAAGACAAACAGCUCUCUAUACUCAAUCCUUACUUCGCUGAGAAGAUACAGGCCUGCCCACUGGCUCCCACCUACUCUUCAUGAGGAGUCCUUUAUUCCUGCAUGUUUCCUGUUCUUUGGGACCUUUAGGAGCUAACCUCCACAGAUGCUGAUAGUCUGUAGAGUCAGGAAUACUAUGUAACAUGUUAAAGUAGACUAAAGAUUAGUUCUUUGGCAAUAGCCCAGUCUGGACUUACUGUGUACUUUUGAAAAUAAAACUGCUUAUUUGUAAACUCUGUAAUUAGUACCUUUUGCUAUUUGAGUUAUAUUCCUUUCUAACUUCAAAUGUCUGCAUUCAUGUAUGAUAGCCAUUUUAUGCACAGAUGAGAUGAUUCCCACACUUUCUUUCACAGAUGUUUCAUUAUCUGGAUGAGUGUAUUACAUAAUAAAUUUGAAUAAUGGUAGUCUUCCAAAUGACAAAAAGCAAGCUAGUUGAUUUGUCAAUUUUGAGUUUAAAUGUUUUGACUGCUUAUCAGCAAAAAAAUUCAAAGAGUAGCAUACUAAUAUUAAUGGAGAUGCAGAGUAUAUUUAAUUGGCAUGAUUUUUUCAUGGAUAUGUGUGCUUCAUUUGAUCUUCUAUUGUACGUAGCUCGUGAUCACAUUUUCUGUUGGUUAACAUUGUUCCUAGCUUAUAUGAUGGAAUUAAAUAUAUUCUGUGUAAAAA
Messenger RNA from Symphalangus syndactylus (siamang), 3955 nucleotides. RefSeq names its product H2A.Z variant histone 2 (gene H2AZ2). Gene Ontology annotation, cellular component: nucleosome. The record is from RefSeq and is a predicted model, not a curated record. Lineage: Eukaryota; Metazoa; Chordata; Mammalia; Primates; Hylobatidae. Gene Ontology annotation, molecular function: DNA binding; protein heterodimerization activity; structural constituent of chromatin.